Molecule: messenger RNA, 1627 nt
Organism: Phialemonium atrogriseum
Lineage: Eukaryota; Fungi; Ascomycota; Sordariomycetes; Cephalothecales; Cephalothecaceae
Product: PUA-like domain-containing protein
Exons: 2
Coding region: 302-1438 (378 amino acids)
Biological process (GO): negative regulation of gene expression via chromosomal CpG island methylation; protein ubiquitination
Molecular function (GO): ubiquitin protein ligase activity
Source: RefSeq, a predicted model, not a curated record
UUACCCUUAUUAUCGCCUACCACAAAUUGAAAGGGAACCAAAGCAACCAGUUUUCCUAGUAGGGGGCAGUUCUGGAACCAUCCAGCCAAAUUUCCGUCUCGUGGACAAAAUAAAUAUCGGUCAUCCCACAAGUCUAUAGGAGGAUUUCAAGUAGACUUGGAAAUCUCAUGUUCUUUUAGGCAACUUGGUCUAAUCACCAGGGAUCUGGUUGGACGAUUCCAGACACGCCAGAAAGCCGGAGAAGAUUUCCGUCCGACGUGCUCCAUAUUCGGAAUACUGCUUUAUCGCAACCCUUGCCGUGAUGUCGGACCAAAACCCCGUCACCGAGACGCUAGUCAUCGUGGUCCCGGACGGGAUCUCGACCCCGGAGUUUAUCCGCAGGGCGAAGCUCAUGAUAUCGCGGCUCGCCGUCAAAUAUGCGAGAGAUAAGGGAAACCCCCCUACCAUGACCGCCGAAAUCGAGGGCCAGACGCGGUUUCUGCGUUCUUUCAUCCCAUGGCUCGAGACCGAGGUCCACAUGACACCAAAGCUGAGGGACCACACCCAGAUCCACGUGGCCCUCAGCAUACUAUUCGACCCCACCUAUUAUCUCCCGAGCUCGCUUGCCGAGAUGGCCCGGGCGGCUUACAAUCGGUUCGAAGCCGAGAAAUGGGGUGCCACGUCGACCAACGACGGCGAGGGCGAAGGAGAAGAGCCCGUUGGUGCCGCACCCACGGCCACCGGGUCCGGGUCCGGGUCCUCCGCCGGGUCCGGGAUGAGCAGCAUCGUCAACUCGGUUACGUCGAUGCGGCUCCCGCCGCCAGACCACCCGAUCUGGGGCCGGAAUGGCAUCAUGCACGGGGUGGCGUUCAAGCCCGGGCGGCGGGCCAGCUACGUUCUCAACAGCCAGUACCUGGCGGAGAAGCGGGGCGCCAAGGUGUUUGGGCACAACGGGCUGGAGCCGGGGGCGUGGUGGCCGUUCCAGCUGGUGGCGCUCUUCCACGGCGCGCACGGCGCCUCGGUCAAGGGCAUCGCCGGCGACGCCGAGCUGGGCACGUGGUCGGUGGUCCUGUCGGGCACGUACGACGACCUCGACGCCGACGACGGCGACUCCAUCUGGUACAGCGGCGACGGCAGCCACGAGAACCAGGACCCGCGGCGCAUCCUCCACGAGAGCAACGCCACGCGCAGCCUGCACACGUCGCUCGCCACGGGCAAGCCCGUCAGGGUGUUGCGCGGCGCCAAGACGAAGAGGGCUUUCGCGCCGACCGUGGGCAUCCGCUACGAUGGGCUGUACAGGGUGGUAGCCACCCGGAAGCUGAAGAACCAAAAGGGCGGUCUCUACGAGGUGUUCAGGAUGGAGAGGCUGCCGGGUCAACGGUCGCUUGACGACAUCUGCAUGACGGUCCCCUCGCCGAAGCAGGAGUAUGAGUUCAGCCGGAUCCAGGAGAGAUACUAGGGCUGGCACUGGUAAUAUCCAUUACAGCCUACGUAGGCGGGCAUGAUAGGGGACAAGGCAGGGGGCUAAGCCUAAAUUGCACUUUCAGAAACAUUCGUUUCGCUACACAUUUCAUUAAGACGGCCGUGGAGGGGCUGAGUUGCCCGAAGGAGGCAAGGGUUUUGUUCCCUUGGAGGGUUGUAGAAGGAA